GGCGCAAAAUAUUGUUGUUGUUUCUGACUACAAUUUCAAUGGCAAAAUUCCAAUCAAUUCAGCUCUCAGGACAAUCUAUUAAAGAUGCCCUAGUCGAGUACACAAUUCUCGAUAUCAUGAACAACAAUCAAUUCGAAGGCAUUGAAUUUGAUUAUGCAGAAGACGGCUUUCCAGCGUAUAAAUUCCUACCCAUCGCUGAUGUCAAGUCGCCGUAUCGCUUGUUCCUGCCAGAGAAGUUGUAUGAAUUUGCAAUUAUGGCGUCGUUUAGCCCGAAUUCACCCAAGGGCGGUUAUCUAUUCAGUGUGGUGAAUCCAUUGGAUACGGUUGUGCAGUUGGGCUUACAUUUAUCACCUGCGAUAAAAGGCAUGUGGAAUGUGUCGCUGCUGUACACACAAUCCGAGAGUAAUACGAUACGGAAACUAGUCAGCUACCAUCUACCCUACAAGGGCAAAACCUGGUCGAACAUCGCCUUUCAAGUGCUAAGCGAUAAAGUCGUCUUUUAUCACAAUUGUAAAGAGACCGAAACCACAUUAAUUUCUAAGGAGCCCAUGGAGCUUGUUUUCGACUCCGCAUCCACUUUGUAUGUGGGACAAGCUGGCCCAAAUCUCGGCGGAAAUUUCGAGAUAAAGCCAAUAUAUGACACCUAUCAGCGUGAGACCGAACUCAACUUAUGGGAACCAAUUAAUCGUUACUGGGCCGAGUGCUAUGAAUCCUGUAAAGCAGCUUCGAAAAAACGUGGCACAUUCCAAGCAGAAAACCGGCGACUCUUUCAGCAAAAAAUUGUCAUGCCAUGGAAGGUGCGUCAAGUAGAAGAGAUGACACGCCUAAAUGCGUCUGCACUACAGCAAAAAACCAAAAAUAGUCAUAUUAAAAAAAGAUGGAAAACUGCUAAGAGAUUUCUAUAUGGACCGCGCGGUCCUUGGUUUACCGGGUAA
This is a messenger RNA of Teleopsis dalmanni, 935 nucleotides long. RefSeq lists its product as uncharacterized. The record is from RefSeq and is a predicted model, not a curated record. The transcript is spliced from 4 exons. NCBI's taxonomy places the organism in Eukaryota, Metazoa, Arthropoda, Insecta, Diptera, Diopsidae. Bases 39 to 935 code for a protein of 298 amino acids.